AUGUGCCGGGUUCUGAACAUUUUACUGGCUCUUCUGAGUCGUUUCCUGUUUGCUGUGCAUGGUGUGCUGACGGUGUGGCGAGUGGUAGAGGUGACACGGGACCCCUCAUAUUGGCUGCUGUUGAUGGGCGUGGCACUCCUGGGAGUCGAGAUGACAAUCACAAUAAAAUACACGCACAACGCAGAAUGGAAAUGGUUCUCUCCUAUGGUCUUUCUUUAUCUGAGCAGUGUGAUUCCUUCUAUCUGGUUCCUGGAGCUGAACCUCCUACAGUCCAACCUGCCUAUCAAUACAAGCAACUCGGACCCACAACUGUUCUCCCAGAUCCCUUUGACAAUGGGGUUGGCGAAACUUGAUCCUGAGAACUGGGUGGAGGCUUUGGAGCAGACCAUGCUGAUUGUUUUGGUUCUGGGCCGCUGGCUGAUGCCAAAGGGCGACAUGUCACGAGACCAACUAUCUCAACUCCUCAUGGUGUACGUGGGGCUGGGAGCUGAUAUCCUGGACAUCUUUGACACUUUUAAGGAGCCGCAAGUGAAGACCAAGCAGGCAGUGAUCCUUGUGGGGUUAAGUUUGUUUUCUUGGGCUUUGAUGCAGUUUCCACUCGUUCUAACCCAAACCAGCCGGCCCACUCUCCAGGAUGGAUCCCAGUCAGAGUCCCCCCAGGCUGGGUUAGCUGGUUGGAAUAUAUCCUGUUGCUCCAGUGAAGUUUGGAGCCUCUUGCUAACGGUCGGUCUGCAGGAUGGACCCUUCCUUAUUUACCGCCUGUACCUCAUGAUACGUGAGAAUGUUCUGAACCAGCUGAUGAUCUUUUUCACUUGCAAGAAUAUACUUAUUGUACUUUUAGAGGUCUACAGGAUUUGUGUUGUGCACUUUGAGAACAGACCUGAGGGUGGAAACCAGUCAUGUGACCCAUCUCACAGCCAGUCAGAAUGGAUUGAUGGACAGGACGUAGAAGCCAGCUGUCAGGAAUAG
Triplophysa rosa is the source of this 969-nucleotide messenger RNA. Its product is annotated as transmembrane protein 26. The transcript is spliced from 3 exons. The coding region runs from base 1 to 969 and encodes 322 amino acids. The record is from RefSeq and is a predicted model, not a curated record. NCBI's taxonomy places the organism in Eukaryota, Metazoa, Chordata, Actinopteri, Cypriniformes, Nemacheilidae.